ACUAUCUCAGUUCCACACCGGUGUUGGAGCAAGAUCGAUCCCAAUUCGUGACCUAGUUGUGCAAGAAUAGAGCAGGAAGUCGGAUGAGUCCUCGGGCUGAGGACAAAGAACAGCCUGGUUGCAUUGGGCACGGAUUCUGCUGCCGCCGGCUGAUGUAGUUGGUCUAGCCUAGCGUAUGGGACCUCGGUUCGACACGCAACAAGACCCCAACAAGUACUGUGCACAUCAGACUUCCACCUCAGAGACAAAGGGGGACGCGGAUAGGAUUUGGAUUCUAUGAGUUUCUGGUGUAGAAUGAGCAGAUGUUCUGUAUCUUCUGCCUAGGAAGUGGCACUUAUUCGAAUCGAUUUUCUCCUUUAUCCCAGGCAGUAUACUUAAGAGUGGACCUCCCCUUCUGAAAGCAAAACGAAACACGGCGGAAGCCGGGCAGAGACCUCCUCUUGAGUUCCAUAGCACUUUAUUGAACACACAACACCACAAAGUGUGCUUUACUUUUGAAAUUUGGGCCGGGCGCUCCACCUGUCAGAUCUGGGGCAGACAUGCAAGUGUUUUGACAUCGGCAGUUGUGACACCUGAAGAGUGUGUGAGUGAAACGUGAGACUGCAAAGAGAGCACUUGCUGAAUGUCUCCUGCACAAAAAGUUUGAGUUUCCAUCUUGCUGUGGUUGCUACACGUCAUAAUUUGAAGGACUUCCUGGGACCACAGAAGCCUUUUGCAUGGACUUACGUGAACCACUUCUCAAAAAGUGAGGCGGAUCCAUAUGUUUGCAAUAUAAACUGCAUUCAUGGAAUGGACAAGAAACCUUUUGUUGAGUUGCAUCUUAAUGUGGGCAGUUUUUUUUGGGUGGCAGAAAACCUGCAUAUUUUGGAAUAACUGGAAUUAGAGAGGCACAAAGAACACGUGGGAAUUCUGCAUGUUAACAGCUCAGCUUUUUUAGAUGUAUUAUCUACAUAGAAGAACAUACAAUUGUAUAAGCUGCAACUGUAGCCAUGGCAUUGUGUGACCUUUUAAGCCAUAUGAGAAGUAUUUCUGAGCCUUGGUAUCAAACAUAGGUUUAUCUGAUCAGCAAUACACUAUGUGCUAAUCAGGAGCACAUUUAGAUGGGAAGAUGCCUGUUGGCCAUACAGAGCUGCUACUGACCAGUAUAUGAGGGGAUGAAGGGUCCACGGAUUGCAUUGUCCUGUGGCCAAGUUCCAUGCAGCACACAUGUCUGCUUGGAUUUAAGGAUCUACUUUAAAUGAAACGUUAAGAUGUGUUGUCAUUUCUGACCUGUCCCAGAGAAGAAAGUCUGUAAAAUGGCUCAGACCAGCUUGCUGCAGGGGAAGCAGUUUUAUUGUAGAGAGUGGGUUUUUCACAAGCUUCAGCACUGCCUCCAGGAAAAGUCAAGCUGCAGCAACAACAGCACUGCCAACAAACCAUCCAUUGUGCUGAAUUCUGGGACUAAUACUUCUGUUGUCCCUGGCAAGGGAACUGCCUGGGGUGUGCUGUUGGUCGGAGGGCCUGGCAGUGGCAAGACAGCCCUCUGUACUGAAUUACUGUGGCCAAGCUCACCUGCCGGUCUACAAAGAGGCUUACAUCACCAAGCCCUGGCUUUCCACUUUUGCAGAGCUCAGGACUCGGACACUCUCUGUGUGGGAGGCUUCAUUAGAGGGUUAGUUGCCCAGAUCUGUUGCAGUGGACUGAUUCAGGGAUUCGAGGACAAACUGAGAGAUCCCGCUGUUCAAAGUCUCUUGCAGCCUGGGGAGUGUGAGAGGAACCCAGCUGAAGCAUUUAAAAGGUGCAUUCUGUUGCCCCUUCUAGGAGCGAAGCCACCCCAGCAAAGUUUCUUCCUCCUCGUAGAUUCUGUGGAUGAGGGUUGUAACAUUGUAGAAGGGGACCAGACAUCUAUAGGCUUAUCUGGAACUAUAGCUGAACUUCUAGCUAGUCACUAUGAGUUUUUCCCUCCGUGGUUGCUGCUCCUGUGCUCUGCCCGGAAGCAGAGCAAAGCUGUUACAAAAAUGUUUACUGGGUUUCGAAAAAUAAGCCUUGAUGAUCUUCGAAAGGCUUAUAUUGUGAAAGAUGUUCAACAGUAUAUUCUUCAUCGCUUAGAUCAAGAAGAAGCACUGAGACAACAUCUCACAAAAGAAACUGCAGAAAUGUUGAAUCAGCUUCACAUUAAAAGCAGUGGAUGUUUUCUGUAUCUGGAACGUGUCCUAGAUGGAGUAGUAGAAAACUUUAUCAUGUUAAGAGAAAUCCGUGAUAUCCCUGGAACACUCAAUGGCCUCUAUCUUUGGCUUUGUCAAAGACUUUUUGUGAGAAAACAGUUUGCAAAGGUCCAACCUAUUCUGAAUGUAAUCCUUGCUGCUUGCAGGCCACUCACUAUGGUUGAAUUGUUCCAUGCGGUGUGGACCAAAAACAUGGCAUUGUCUAUAGAGGACUUCCAGCGCAAGCUAGAUAUUCUGUCAAAAGUUCUUGUUGAUGGUCUUGGAAAAACAAAGAUCCUUUUUCACUACAGUUUUGCAGAAUGGCUGCUGGAUGUGAAGCACUGUACACAAAAAUAUUUGUGCAAUGCAGCAGAAGGACAUAGAAUGCUAGCAAUGAGUUACACCUGUCGAGCCAAGGAUUUAUCACCACUAGAGGCUCAAGAAUUUGCUUUGCAUCUAAUUGAUUCAAAUUUGCAACUGGAGACCUCUGAGUUGGCUUUGUGGAUGAUCUGGAAUGGUACGCCUGUCAAAGAUUCUUUGUCAACAUUGAUCCCCAAAGAACAAGAAGUUUUGCAAUUGCUAGUAAAAGCAGGCGCUCAUGUCAACAGUGAGGAUGAUCGGACAUCUUGCAUUGUACGGCAGGCUUUGGAAAGAGAAGAUUCAAUUCGAACUUUAUUGGAUAAUGGUGCUUCAGUAAACCAGUGUGAUUCAAAUGGGAGAACACUGUUGAGCAAUGCUGCGUAUAGUGGCAAUCUUGAUGUAGUCAAUUUGCUAGUUUCUAGAGGAGCAGAUUUAGAAAUUGAAGACACGCAUGGGCAGACGGCACUUACUUUAGCUGCUCGCCAGGGACACACCAAAGUUGUCAAUUGCUUGAUCGGAUGUGGUGCUAACAUAAAUCAUACUGACCAUGACGGGUGGACAGCACUGCGAUCCGCAGCUUGGGGUGGGCAUACUGAGGUAGUUUCUGCACUCCUUUAUGCUGGAGUAAAAGUGGACUGUGCAGAUGCUGACAGUCGAACAGCCUUGAGAGCAGCAGCCUGGGGAGGCCAUGAAGAUAUUGUGCUGAAUCUGUUGCAGCAUGGGGCUGAGGUCAACAAAGCAGAUAAUGAAGGUAGAACUGCUUUAAUUGCAGCAGCAUACAUGGGUCAUAAAGAGAUUGUGGAGCAUCUGCUGGACCAUGGUGCAGAAGUAAACCAUGAGGACGUGGAUGGAAGGACUGCUCUCUCUGUUGCUGCUCUUUGUGUACCUGCCAGUAAGGGACAUGCUUCAGUUGUGAGCCUUUUAAUUGACCGUGGCGCUGAGGUGGACCAUUGUGACAAAGAUGGCAUGACUCCGCUGCUGGUGGCAGCCUAUGAAGGACAUGUAGAUGUUGUUGAUUUGCUUCUGGAAGGUGGAGCAGAUGUAGAUCACACUGAUAAUAAUGGUCGUACUCCUCUUCUUGCUGCAGCUUCAAUGGGCCAUGCAUCUGUUGUAAAUACUCUGUUGUUUUGGGGGGCAGCUGUGGAUAGCAUCGAUAGUGAAGGACGGACAGUUCUUAGUAUAGCCUCUGCACAAGGUAAUGUUGAAGUAGUCCGGACUCUGCUGGAUAGAGGGUUAGAUGAAAAUCAUAGAGAUGAUGCAGGAUGGACACCUUUGCACAUGGCAGCUUUUGAAGGACACAGAUUAAUAUGUGAAGCACUUAUAGAACAAGGUGCGCGAACAAAUGAAAUUGAUAAUGAUGGGCGCAUAGCCUUCAUAUUGGCUGCUCAGGAAGGUCACUAUGAUUGUGUGCAGACCUUACUGGAAAACAAGUCUAAUAUUGAUCACAGAGGCUAUGAUGGAAGAAAUUCACUCCGUGUUGCUGCUUUAGAAGGCCAUAGAGAUAUAGUUGAGCUACUCUUCAGCCAUGGAGCUGAUGUGAACUACAAAGAUGCUGAUGGCCGCCCAACGCUUUAUAUCUUGGCUUUAGAGAACCAGCUAACAAUGGCUGAGUAUUUUUUAGAAAAUGGUGCAAAUGUAGAAGCAAGUGAUGCUGAAGGAAGGACGGCACUCCAUGUUUCCUGCUGGCAGGGCCAUGUGGAGAUGGUACAGAUGCUGAUAACAUACCAUGCUGAUGUGAAUGCUGCAGACAAUGAGAAACGAUCAGCUUUACAGUCUGCCGCAUGGCAGGGCCACGUCAGAGUAGUUCAGCUUUUGAUUGAGCGUGGGGCCCUAGUUGACCAUACAUGUAAUCAAGGUGCUACUGCACUCUGCAUUGCAGCCCAAGAAGGGCACAUUGAUGUUGUGCAGAUAUUACUGGAACAUGGUGCUGAUCCAAAUCAUGCGGAUCAAUUUGGGCGCACAGCUAUGCGCGUUGCUGCAAAAAAUGGGCACACGCAGAUAAUUAAAUUACUGGAAAAAUAUGGUGCUUCUAGUCUAAAUGGCUGCACUCCUUCUCCGGUCCAUACAAUGGAGCAGAAACCUUUGCAGUCAGCUUCUUCAAAAAUGCAGUCCUUAACCAUAAAAUCCAAUAGUUCAGGGAGCACUGGUGGGGGAGAUAUGCAGCCUGCUUUGCGUGGCUUGUCGAAUGGGCCAGCUCAUGCCUUUAGUUCUCCUUCUGAAUCUCCUGAUUCGACAGUUGAUCGGCAGAAGUCCUCUUUGUCCAAUAAUUCUCUGAAAAGCUCAAAAAACUCAUCUCUUCGCACAACUUCAUCCACAGCAACUGCCCAGACAGUGCCAAUUGAUAGUUUCCACAGUAUGUCCUUUACGGAACAAAUACAACAGCAUUCGUUGCCCCGCAGUAGAAGCAGGCAGUCCAUUGUUUCUCCUUCUUCCACAACUCAUUCCUUAAGUCAGAAUCAUAGUUCACCAAACAGCGAAUUUGAAUGGAGCCAAGUGAAACCCAGCUUGAAAUCGACGAAAGCAAGCAAAGCGGGCAAAAUGGAGAACUCCAGCAAAUCAGGUUCUGCUGGGAAAAAAGUGAAACAGAGCACCUCCUCUCAACCAAAAGUUCUUGAAUAUGAAAUGACUCAAUUUGAUAAAAGGAUACCUGUUGCCAAAUGUGGGGCCAGUGGGGCCCUUAAAUCAAUGCCUAGUGACACUCAGUGUAAAAUUUUAGUCCCUCCAGCCCAUCAAGAAGUUUGCCGAUCUCAACAGCAGUUCCUGAUCCACCAACAAAGUGGGGAGCAGAAAAAGAGAAACGGAAUAAUGACCAAUCCAAAUUACCAUCUUCAGAGCAAUCAGGUUUUUCUUGGCAGAGUUUCUGUCCCACGAACAGUACAGGAUCGAGGGCAUCAGGAGGUUUUGGAAGGCUAUCCUUCUGCAGAGACAGAGUUAAGCCUUAAGCAAGCCUUAAAACUUCAAAUUGAGGGAAAUGACCCAAGCUUCAACUAUAAGAAGGAAACGCCAUUGUAAGAGGCAGCUUCAUCACACCAUGAAUAAAAAGAAGAGGUUUCUGCCUAGAAUGGUUUGUCAGCUGGGCCAGGAUCAAAGCAUGUCUUGCUUGUUGAACCACAUUGAAAAUUAUGGAUGUGAUCACUGCAGUACAGUUAUUUUGAUUACUGUUAUGUGCCUAAAAAAAACUUAAGGCUGCCUUCUUAAUGUAAUCUUCUGUGCUCCAGAAACUUUAUUUUGUGUAUUUUGUACUUAAUACACAAAAUAAGCACUUUCUUUUCUUCCUCAGUACCAGAACAAGAUAUGCUGUAUUUCCCUCACACAGCUGAAAAAUGGUCAAGAGCUAGAAAUUUCAGUUUUCUUUUCCGGAAGGCUUGAUCAGUGUAAAUGUGCCACAGUGGACUUUGUGACAAAAGGCAAUCCUUACUGUAUUUAUUUACCUUCAUGUGCAAAAGAAGCUCUGCACACAGUCAAAAUGACAAAGAGUGUUCUGUGUCACCUUAAAGGCUAAGGGAAUCCCUCCCAUGUUGCUCCAGUCACUUUAAGAGGCCUUUUGAACCCAGAUUCAAUGCUAUUUUUCUCCUUCCUGUUUCUAUCCUCAGUACUGCAGCAUACUUUUAAUGUUAAACUUUAAAGUGUCAUUGGACAUUGUGUCAUUUUGCUGUAGGGUUCACAUGAUCAACAUCUACAUAAAAUGCCCCAUCUAUGCCCACAGGGUACCAUUUGCAUGUAGAAUAUGGUAUUGAUGGAUGAGCCAACUGACAUAUAGCCAUAGCAAAAACUGAUACUAUUUGUGGCUGCUCAGAAAUUGCCUCUGGAAUCCCAGACCUCAAUGCCUAGGUCUAUGGAUAAUCUAGUUCAUACAUUGCAUUCUUUAUUUGCUCAUGUAACACAACAAAGGUCACUGCAAGCAUGUAACAUAGAACUCAUUUUGAACAUGUAGACCAGCCCAAACACAAGCUCCUCUUCUGUACACCUUACAUCGCAUUUGCAUUGCUGUAAUAUACAGUUGGUUUUCUGUGUUGUUCAAAUGUUUCUCAUAGGAAAAGCAACUCUUGUGACGGUAUUGGCUAAACUGCAGUGUUUGUGUUCAGCUUUGGUUAGCAGUGUCGGGGGGAACAAUACUACAAUUCAUCAGGCCCUGUCUCUACCAUCCAGUUUAAAAGUUGUUCGUGAAAAAGCAGUCCAGUUCCCAUAGUGCCUUCUUUAAUUAGGGUGCACCUGUAUUUAAACUGACUUCUGCCUCUAAUACAGGUAUCCAAUAUCAAUCGUUGCCCUAACACCUGCAUUUAGUCUCCCCUAGCCAGCCCCCUUUCCGUUGGUUUAGGCUUAUGGGUGGAAGAGGUGUAGCUCAGUAGUAGAGCACAUAUUUGACAUGGAUAAGGGCCCAUAUUCAGUCCCUGGCAUCUUGAUUUAAAGCAGGGGUAGUGAGCCAGUGUCCCUCCAGAUGUAGUUGGUGUGCAGCUCCCCUCUUACCUGCCCAUUGGCCAUAUUGACAGGGGCUAAUGGGAGUUGAAGUCCAGCAGCAUCUGAAGGGCUGCAGGCUCCCCACACCAGACUUAAAGGAUUCCUGUUAAAGGACUGAGGAAACACACUGCCAGACUAGAUGGACCUUAGACAGUUUCAUGUGCUCACAGGUGAAAUCAUUGGGAACCCCUGGCAAGAAGAGGGCCUUGGUACUGUCCCCAGGAACCUGCAAAAAUCUCGUAAAAGCAACAUUAGUUCAUUUCUAGUUGCUGUCUGUUGUGUUCACUGCAUGCCAAAAACUCUGAUAACUUUUCAGGUAUUUACCUUGCCACCUGUUAUGUUAUCAUUGGUUCAGAUGUAAAUUGUAGCUUCUGAGCUACCCUUGGUCUUGAUAAUUAGUCAAACAUCACCAUCCAAGAUACAAAUAAUACUAUAAAAAUGAAUUUUACAAAAACUUUUCAAUUCCUCCUUCUUCAAAUGCAUUUUUAAAGUCCCAGAAUGCCUCACAAGAGCUUCAUUUCUACAUAAUGGUCAGGGGUGAUAUGAGCUGUAGUCCAACAUUAUCUGGAGAGCCACCGGUUACCCAUUCUUGACCUAAGUACUUGGGUAAAAAUGUUGCUAAAUGACUUGGUAUGGGUGUCACAGCAUCACCCGCAACAUGUUCAGAACUUAAGUACUGGGUGUUGUCAAUACUGCACUAAAAUAGAGCUUUUCUUGUGAGAUGUACGUUUUGAUAUGUUGAAAGACCUCCCUAAAGGUUGCCUUCCUCUCUGGAUCUCAGCUGUUGCUGAAAUAGUAUUUAUUUAAUUGUAUUGGGUUUUUUAUUAUUACAGUAUGUACCUUGUGACUAGAUGAUGACAUUUCUGGCCAUUUUCACAAGGAGGUUAUGCAUUGCCUUCAUAAUUUUCAGCAGAAUAUAAUCUUAACGUUUUUUAAAAUAGCUGGUGGGGGUAACAUGCCCAAGCACAGGCACCAGCUACAGGAAAGUCAGCUGGAAAUUGCUGCCUUUCAGAUAAUUGAAAUAAAAUUCCUGCGCAUUUCCAGAGAUGCGUGGGAAUGCAGCAUGUGUUUCUCUUUUAAAAAGUAUCCAUUGACAAGAGUGUGAGAUUGUUCCGCAUUGCUUUAAUGAAAUGAUUUUUUUUAAUAUAUUGGCUUUUGUGGCCUCUCUUAAAGGUAAAAUUAAUUGCCCUGAAAUAUUAGCAGUUCUGUCUUUUCUUGAAAUUGUGAAUUGAUGGGUAUGAUUCAGUUCUUCUAAGCCAUGGUUUGGCAGGGGUGAUCAGUUAUAAUUCAGCAAAAUUCAAGACACUUUUUUUUCCCCCAUAUCAUAAAUCUCUGUAUCUCUAGUCCUAUUUUCAUCUUUCUUUUCCCUAUAUUAUCCAAAGUAAUCCACAGAGGAAACUAGGAAAAGUUGCAAUUCAUGACUAGGAGAGUAGGGAAAAGACUGGUGAGCAUUAAUCUCUCUACCAUUCAUGUGCUAAGGAAGUCACCUUAAAAGGGAAGUGAAUGAUAAAUUUAUCUGUCAGAAUUGAACAUCCUUAUACUGUAGUGAUGCCCUUUAGUCCUUGUCAUGAUCAGUAUUUGAAAAUGGCUUUGCUUUUACUUAAAGCAUCAUUUUCUCUUGUCAACUAUGCUGCUAUGCAAAUGUCUGUUUAUGCUCUAUAUCCUUCAUUGGAACUCUUCAAAUAACAUGGUGCGCUAAACUAAGACUUUUCUGGAUUGGAUUGUAAAUAGCCUAUAAUGUACAUUGAAUUUCACAUUGUAAAAUUUUAUUUUAUUUCUUGUAUUAUAUUAAGCAAAAAUCCUUAUGUAU
Rhineura floridana is the source of this 8811-nucleotide messenger RNA. RefSeq names its product ankyrin repeat domain containing 50 (gene ANKRD50). NCBI's taxonomy places the organism in Eukaryota, Metazoa, Chordata, Lepidosauria, Squamata, Rhineuridae. Gene Ontology annotation, molecular function: protein binding. The transcript is spliced from 6 exons. The coding region runs from base 1296 to 5555 and encodes 1419 amino acids. The record is from RefSeq and is a predicted model, not a curated record.